GAUCUACUAAGACUUGUUGGUCGACUUUGUGGACACAGGGGGCAGCACUGAGUUUGUGAGCACCUUGUGCAACAGAAUGAGGCGAAGAAGUGCUCGCACACGAAAACUCACCCAGGCCUGCUGUGUAAAGGGUAGAUUUAUGCAUUAUUUAAGUGAUUAUGGAGGGGGAUGAGAUGGAGAUGACCAUAGAGGAGCUCCGAACGUGGAUCAGAACGAAGGUAAAGGAGAACAAGCAGAUCUCAGACAUGACAGAGAAAUGCAAUCUGCUGCAAUCCCUGCUGGAAAGGAAGCAGAACCAGGCAAUACACCUCAUGAAGCUCUGCAAGUCUGUUGCGGCAUGUGAAGCAGUUGUAAAGAAGCAAUACUCUUUGCUGGGAUGGGACUACAGAGAAGUAGAAUCUGAUGAUGACGAUGAUAAUAUAACAGGCUGUGGAAAUACGCCAUCUGAGUUUGUUCGUUCUGAGAGUCCAGUCCCCAGCUCGCCAACUACAAGUGGCCCUACUCCUUGGUUACCAAAUCUUAGGGACAGUAAAAACUUCUAUAGAGAUGAUAGCAAAAAAGUCCAUAUCAAUUUAAAGAGACAACCAGUGGUGGUGCUGACCAGACUUUCUCCAAGUAAGAUCAGUUGUUUACGUUCACCAGCGCCUCAGGACUACAACAGUGAAGAUGAAUCCUUAAACAGUUUGGAUUCUGACACACAGUGGGAACCAGAUGAUGACUUCAAUUACUCAGAUUCUUCUAUCUCAAGUUAUGAUACUGGCUCACAGAAAAGGAGAAAAAUAUAUCAAAAGAAUUGGGAUUUUGGAACACCCCAAGUCAGAUCAAAUACUGGCGCUAAGAACUAUGUACCAAAAAGUACCGGUGCUAAGAACUACGCAACAAAAAGUACUGGUGCUAAGAACUAUGCAACAAGAAGUACAGGUGUUAAGAACUACGCGGUAAAAAGUACCGGUGCUUGGAGCUAUGCGGCAAAACGUACCAGUGCUAAGAACUACGCUGCAAAAAGUACCGGUUCUAAGAACUACGCUGCAAAAAGUACCCGUGCUAAGAACUACGCAGCAAAAAGUACUGGUGCUAAGAACUACGCAGCAAAAAGUACUGGUGCUAAGAACUACGCAGCUAAAAGUACUGGUGCUAAGAACUACGCAGCAAAAAGUACUGGUGCUAAGAACUACGCAGCUAAAAGUACCGGUACCAAGAGUAAUGCAGCUAAAAGUACCGGUACCAAGAGUAAUGCAGCAAAAAUAUUAACACUGCAAGCCAAUGUGAAUACCAAGAGCAACACAAUGAACACAUGGACACCGCAAGCAAACACCGAAGGAGCAACAUCUGUGACCAUGGUGUCAACUCUUUGCCAAGACUCAGACAGAGCCAUGGAGACACAAGCUCGUCGUCGUAUGCCAGAAGGAAAGAUCUGCGUGAACAUGAAUGUCCUGGCCAAAAGCAGGGGCAUGGACUGGAAACAGGGGAAAAUAGUGGAAAUAGUAACAAAGGAAGAUGGUAGGUUGAAAUACAAGAUCAGUUUUCAGGAUAACAGGAAGAGCCUAGUCUCUGGUCACCACAUCGCCUUUGACUGCAACCCAAUUGUGGAUCAACUGUUUGUCGGUGCUCGUGUGGUAGUCAAGUGUAAAGAUGUAAAGCCAUGUUUUUUAGCUGGUAUUGUGGCUGAGGUCCCCCAGAAGAAAAACCUCAUGAGGUUUCUGGUCUUUACGGAUGAUCACACACCAAUCUAUGUGGGUUUACCUUCACUUCACCUGGUGUGCAAACCAUUGGCCGACCCUUUGGAUGACAUUCCGAAUGACAUCCAUAAGAAUUUCAUGAAGGAGUAUUUGAAGGUUUGGCCUUACCCACCCAGGAUGCGUUACACGGUUGGAGACAUAAUUAAUGCAGAACUGAAUGGAUUUCAGCAGAAGUGUGAGGUGUUGAAAGUUGACUGCAGCUUGAUAAAGGUCAUUUUUCAGAAAGAUCAACAUAAAGACUGGAUCUACCGAGGUUCCAUACGCUUGGAACACAUAAUUAAUGAGGAGGAGCAUUCAGAGAAGUAAAAGGAGAUUCAUCAACACACUGAUGUGAAUAUCAAUGUGUUAAAAGACCUUGAUGCUGAAUUCCAAGAUGUGACUGUUGUUUACCUGGCACAUACAUGAAAAAACUUCUUCACACUUCUGGAUUUUUGGGCCCUUUAGCUGUCCACACUGGAGUUCCUCUCUAGCUGAGCCUGUUGAGAGCAUGCAUGUUAUAGCAGUCUCUCAAAAACCACUAUGGUUCAAGGGGUUUCUAUUUCCUUUUGUGAAAAUCCCUACAUUUCAUACAUGCUUAUAUUUGUGACCUGCAAUGCCAACUUUGGCCAGGAUGCAAAACAUUUCUUCACAACCCAGUAUGGUUUCUGGGGACUGCGAAGGCAUUCAACAUGGGGUACUGAACUUUCUGCCUUACUGGAGUGGUGCAGAUUUUUAUUAAAAUUAUUAAAUACUGCAUUGUUUUUUUGUAUUACAGUUUGUGUUCUUAAAUAAAGAAUACUCAUUUUAAA
This is a messenger RNA of Scatophagus argus, 2527 nucleotides long. Its product is annotated as histone-lysine N-methyltransferase SETDB1-A-like. Lineage: Eukaryota; Metazoa; Chordata; Actinopteri; Scatophagidae. The transcript is spliced from 10 exons. The record is from RefSeq and is a predicted model, not a curated record. Gene Ontology annotation, cellular component: nucleus. Gene Ontology annotation, molecular function: histone H3K9 methyltransferase activity. The coding region runs from base 159 to 2045 and encodes 628 amino acids. Gene Ontology annotation, biological process: heterochromatin organization; negative regulation of gene expression.